AUGAACCUGAGGUUCAGUGCACAGUCCUCAUCAUCGUCUCAGGUGUUCGUGGACUUCAGCUUCGUUCUGGAACCCCAGGACACGGUGACAUUACGGGGCGGUGUUCUCCAGCUGGACUGUGAGGCUCAGUCAGACCAGGGUAUUCCAGUCAUCGUUUGGAAGAAGGACGGGGUGUUGCUCAGCGCCGUGGUGGACGAGAGAAGACAGCAGCUCCCUAACGGUUCGCUAGUGGUCCAGAACGUGGUUCACUCACGACACCACCGACCUGACGAGGGGUCCUACCAGUGUCUGGCCAAGCUGGAUGGGCUGGGAGCCAUCGUCAGCAGAACGGGUCAAGUUACUGUUUCUGGUCCGUUGAAGCUCGUGGUCCCUACAGAGUCAGUGUCCUCUUACCUGGGUGACACGGCCCUGCUGCGCUGUGAGGUGACUGGUGAUCCCAUGCCCGUGGUACGCUGGCAGAAGAACAGAGAGGACCUGCCCCUCACCUUAACCCCAGAGAGCAGAGUGGUGGUACUGCCCUCUGGUUCGCUCCAGGUUAGCAAAGUCCAGCCACCAGACUCUGCCACCUACCGCUGCCUGGCAGACAACCCUGGCAGCGCCCGCACCGGCAGCGACGCAGACCUACGUGUGUUGCCAGAACCCGGAACCACCAGGAGCCUUCUGUUCCUCCAGAAGCCCCAGAGAGUCACCUCCCUCUUGGGGAGAGAUGCCGUGUUGGAGUGUUCAGCCUCGGGGUUCCCCACCCCUGUCUUCCACUGGAUGAGAGGAGCUGAGAGGAUACAGAGCAGGUCUAAGAAGUACUCCCUGCUGGGUGGCAGUAACCUGCUGAUCAGCAGCGUAACGGACGACGACUCAGGCUCCUACAGCUGCGUGGCGUUUAACAACAACCAGAACAUCACCGCUUCCUGCGAGCUGUCCGUCCUCGUGCCACCCCAGUUCCUGAACUACCCCACCAACACGUAUUCCUAUGAGAGUACGGACAUGGAGCUGGAGUGUGCUGUAACGGGGAACCCUCCUCCCACGGUGCGCUGGAUGAAGAACGGAGAGGAGGUCAUCCCCAGUGACUACUUCCAGAUCGUUGAUGGCAGUAACCUCCAGAUCCUUGGUCUGGUGAAGUCAGAUGAAGGUUUCUAUCAGUGUGUAGCUGAGAAUGAAGCAGGGAACGCCCAGGCUAUGGCCCAACUCAUACUGAGAGAGCCAGUUGUCCCCAGCUCAGGUGUCCUCCUCCCCUCUGCUCCCCGUGACGUGGUCCCUGUCCUAGUGUCCAGCCGUUUUGUCCGCCUCAGCUGGCGCCCCCCGCAGGAGACCAGAGGAACUGUCCAGACCUACGGCAUCUACUACUCCCAGGACACGGUCAACAGGGAGAGGUCUGUGAACGUGUCGGAGGCAGAGACCCUCCAGAUGACUGUCAGUAACCUGAAGCCAGAGGAGACCUACUCCUUCAGAGUGGUGGCCUACAACGACAACGGCCCUGGAGAGAGAUCUGAGACACUCAAACUCACCACGCAGCCUGAGCUGAAGGUCCCUGGGCCGGUGGAGAACCUCCAGGUAGAGUCCAUCUCUCCCACCUCCAUCCAGGCCUCCUGGGACGUCCCAGCCUACGCCAACGGUCCCCUGCUGGGGUACAGACUGCUCUGGACCGAGACUCCCUCUGGGAAGGAACAGAGUGUGGAGGUGAACGGGCAGAGUUAUAAGAUGGAGGGGCUGAAGAAGUUCACAGUGUACUCCUUGCGUGUCUUGGCAUUGAACCGUUAUGGCCCUGGGGUCACCACAGAGGACAUGAGCAUCACCACGCUGUCUGAUGUGCCAAGUGCUCCACCACAAAAUAUCUCGUUGGAAGGCGUUCUCUCAAGGAGCAUUAAGGUGAGCUGGCAGCCCCCUCCUCCCAACAGCCAGAACGGGUUCAUCACCGGCUAUAAGCUCCGAUACCGGAAGACCGGCCGACGAGGAGACCAGGAGGCCAUCGAACCUAACAACUUCUGGUACCUGUUCACAGGGCUGGAGAAAGGCAGUCAGUACAGUUUCCAGGUGGCUGCCAUGACAGCUAACGGCACGGGCCCAGCCAGCGAGUGGUUCACCGCAGAGACACCAGAGAAUGACCUUGACGAGAGCCAAGUCCCGAACCAACCGAGUUCCCUCCAUGUCCGACCGCUGCCCAACAGCAUCAUCAUGAGCUGGACUCCUCCCCUCAACCCCAACAUCCUAGUACGGGGCUACAUCAUUGGCUACGGAGUAGGAAGUCCCUACGCUGAGACGGUUAGGGUGGACAGCAAACAGCGAUACUACUCCAUAGAAAACCUAGAGCCCAGUUCCCACUAUGUCAUCUCCCUGAAAGCCUUCAACAAUGCCGGACAGGGGGUCCCCCUGUACGAGAGCGCUGUGACCAGAUCUAUAACAGAUACGUCCACCCCCAUGAUCCCCCCAGUAGGUGUCCAGGCCGUGGCCCUGACCCCAGACUCUGUCAGGGUCAGUUGGGCAGACAACUCCAUGACCAAGAACCAGAAGACUACUGAAAUCCGCUACUACUCCGUCAAGUGGAAGACCAGCUACUCUACCAGUGGGAAGUUCAAGUCUGCAGACACUACAGCCCUCAGCCACACCGUCACCGGCCUCAAGCCCAACACCAUGUAUGAGUUCGCUGUCAUGGUUACCAAGGGCCGCAAGUCCAGCACGUGGAGUAUGACCGCUCACGCCACCACUUACGAAGCAGCUCCCAGCUCCGCCCCCAAGGACCUGACGGUCAUCAGUCGUGAGGGGAGACCCAGAGCUAUUCUGAUUAGCUGGCAACCCCCCAUGGAGACCAACGGGCGGAUCAUGGGCUAUAUCCUGUACUACACCCUGGAUAAGAACAUGCCUAUAGAUGACUGGGUAAUGGAGAGUAUCAGUGGAGAUCGUCUGACCCACCAGGUGAUGGACCUGAACCUGGACACUGUCUACUACUUCAGGAUCCAAGCUAAGAAUGCCAAGGGAGUGGGUCCCCUGUCAGACCCCAUCCACUUCAGGACUAACAAAGUGGAACAUCCAGACAAGAUGGCCAACGAUCAAGGUCGCCAUGGAGAUGGCGGCUACUGGCCUUCUGACAACAACCUGAUUGAUAGGAGCAGUUUGAACGACAUUGGUCAGAUGCGUCCUCCUCACGGCAGCGUGACGCCCCAGAAGAACAGCAACCUCCUGGUCAUCAUCGUGGUCUCCGUCGGAGCCGUUACCGUGGUAGUGGUUGUCAUAGUAGCGCUGAUCUGCACCCGGCGCUCCUCCGCGCAACAGAGGAAGAAGCGUGCCACCCACAGUACAGGGAAGAGGAAAGGUAGUCAGAAGGACCUGAGACCUCCAGACCUGUGGAUUCAUCAUGAGGAGAUGGAACUGAAGAACAUGGAGAAGCCUGCCAGCGCCGCCCCCUCCGGACGCGAUUCACCCAUCCAGGGUUCUAUCCAGGAUAUCAGGUCUCAGUCUGUCAGUCACAGCCAAUCAGAGAGCCAAAUGGGCAGUAAGAGCAGCCACUCAGGUGGAGACAACGAUGAGGCUUCCAGCUGCAUCUCUACGUUAGAGCGCUCUCUAGCUGCCAGGAGGGCAACACGUACCAAACUGUUGAUCCCCAUGGACUCUCAGCCUAGCAACACCCCUGUUGUCAGUGCCAUUCCAGUGCCAACCCUGGAGGGCAGCCAGUACCCUGGCAUUCUGCCCUCGCCCACCUGCGGGUACAGCCAUGGUACGCUGACCACUCACCCCAAGUUCACCCUGAGACCGAUGCCCUUCCCCAGCCUCACCGUGGACCGCAGCUACACAACAGGUGGAACGAUAUUGACAGAGGGCAGCACCACGCUGGGAGUACAGCAGCAGACCUUGAUUAGCAGCAGUAGCAGUCAGCCAGGUGUAGGAGGUAAAGGGGAGCUCUCUCUCCCUGGCACAGAGGAGGUUGGAGGUACCUCGACCCGUACCAUCCCCACUGCCUGCGUCCGGCCCACGCACCCCCUACGAAGCUUCGCCAACCCUCUCCUGCCUCCACCCAUGGGCACCAUCGACCCCAAGGUCUACACGCCCAUGAUGCCACAUUCAAGUGCCAGCCUUCCCAAGCCAACAGUAAAAACAGCAUCUCUGGGGCAAGCUGGCAAAGCCAGAUCACCACUACUACCUGUCUCCGUGCCAACAGCCCCAGAGGUGGGUGAAGAGGGACAGAAACAGCCAGAUGACUCAGCCAAUGUUUACGAGCAAGACGACUUGAGUGAACAGAUGGCGAGCCUAGAGGGACUCAUGAAGCAACUCAACGCCAUCACUGGCUCAGCCUUUUAACCCCAGCAGCCCUGGCAGAGAGUCCCACCCAGACAGUCCGUCAGACCUUCAACACAGCACAGACAGACAGCAGUACCACUAGGAGAAGCACGGUGUCAGGACCACAGAAACAAGGGGCAGGGCACA
Messenger RNA from Salmo salar (Atlantic salmon), 4413 nucleotides. The record is from RefSeq and is a predicted model, not a curated record. Lineage: Eukaryota; Metazoa; Chordata; Actinopteri; Salmoniformes; Salmonidae.